Osmia lignaria (orchard mason bee) is the source of this 1113-nucleotide messenger RNA. RefSeq lists its product as uncharacterized. The record is from RefSeq and is a predicted model, not a curated record. NCBI's taxonomy places the organism in Eukaryota, Metazoa, Arthropoda, Insecta, Hymenoptera, Megachilidae.
CAGAGUCUUGUAAAAUUUAUCGUUACGGAAAACAAAUAACUGUCAAUGAAAGCGUACUCAAACGACAGCAACAGCGUUUCAUACACGGUCAUACGAGUCAUAUGUUUCCAGGCGGCCGUUACCGGAAUCUGAUCUUAUAGAAAGUUUCUUCGGACAAGUUUAUGAAAUAAAGAAGAACUUGAAAGGAACCUACACAGUUCAUAAUUGUCAUAAGGAAACCGCAUUUUUAAAUUUUAAAUUUAACAUGGAAAAUAACAGUGAAGUGGAAUCAUUUUCGCAGAAUGAUUCUGUAUCAAGUAUUGCUUCAAAUGCCAGGUAUAGGGAAGAUGCUAUUCUGCUAGAGCAGCAAUCAUUAUUUCAACUUUUGCAAAAGGCAAUAUCAGAAACGAAUGAAGAACAUAUCGCAUUUGGAAAAGAAAUUUCACCCUUAUUGAAUAAAUUAAGCUUGGAAUCACAAUUUUUACCUAAUGAUAUUAAAGAAGGAUUGCAAAAAGUAGCUUUAAUCAUGAGAUCUGAAAAGCUGGCUGAUUUUAAUGAUGCUACACUGAAUAUAGUAAAGGAAAGGGAGAAAAUAGAAGAAAAGAAAAGACAACACGAAGAAAAGCAGUUAUCAUUAUUAUACGAUGAUAUUUUCAGAAAACAUACUAUAUUUUCAAAAAAACUGAAUAAUUUACAAGAAGCUGUAAGUUCUCUUGAGAGUUUUAUCGAAGAUGCUCAAAAAGAACACGAUGAUAAUUACUGUAAUCGUGUUUCAUUAUCUACAAAGUUGCAAGAAUACCAACAAACUACAGAGAAAUUGGAAACUGAUUUAUUGGAUAUGCAAAUUGAAGAUGUUUACCCACAAAAGAUAUUAAAUAAAUAUAAUAGGUAUUUGGAAAUGUCAGGAGAAUUAGCAGAACUUAAUCAGUGUCUUAAUCAGUAUGGUGAUUUGCCACCAAAUUUACUUCAAGCUAAAGCUUUGCUUGAAGUUAAACAGAAGGAAUACGAAACCUUGGAGAAUACAUUUCUGGAAAAAACAAGUUAUUCUUAAGUUAUAGUUAAAAUUAUAAUAAUAAUUACAGUUAUGUGUUAUUUUUUCAUUUUUAUACAAAAAUAAAGAUAGAAUAUUAUGUA